Molecule: messenger RNA, 3900 nt
Organism: Monosiga brevicollis MX1
Lineage: Eukaryota; Choanoflagellata; Craspedida; Salpingoecidae
Exons: 1
Coding region: 1-3900 (1299 amino acids)
Biological process (GO): protein phosphorylation
Cellular component (GO): plasma membrane
Molecular function (GO): protein kinase activity; ATP binding; protein binding
Source: RefSeq, a predicted model, not a curated record
AUGGAUACUGCCUACUUUACGGAUGACCAGGUUCUGGUCGUGGCAGGUCCUUGGACCAACAGCUGUAAUGGAAAGGUGGACUUGAUGAACACGAGCAGCACCAGCAUGCUAAUCAGCACGGGCAUCCACGCCUUCGUUGCGUCGUGCUCCACAUCGACGCCUUGCGAGGCUGUAAUGCAGCGCAUCAAGACUCUAUACAUUUCCGUUGGGCUCACCCAGCCAGACGUGCAGUCUUUGCCGUUACUGCUAGCUCAACCGUUGAAUCUGACGACAUUUGGCCUGCGAAACCAAUACGAACAUGGCAACAACAGCUUUACACCCGACAUUGGCAAUGCUCUUCCUCAAGGCUUGCUUUGCCUGGAUCUUCAGAACAACGGAGAUGUAAACCUUGAUUCCUUUCAGCCAACCACCGCCUACCCGCUCGUGGAGGGCGCAUUAAAUAACUUACACCAGCUUCAAGUGCUUAAUCUACAAUCCAACUGGAUGACCCAGCUUCCGCCAGGGAUGUUUGACAGUCUGCAACAACUUCAAGAACUGAAGCUAAGCCAAAACAACCUGAAUGGAUUGCCGCCCGGUGUUUUUGAGCGCCUGCAGAGUCUGAGACACCUUGACUUGAGCGCAGCUUGCGAUAAUAAUCUAUCCAGCACGGCUUUGAAUGGGCUGGCCGAGCUGCUAUUCCUGGAUCUCAGCUUCCUGCGUGUUUCGCUCGACUCGGCAGGCUUUCGUGGCUUAUUCCGACUUGAGACACUCAACAUGGAAUCCACCACCUCCUCGUUUGCUGCAGGCGCCUUUGAUGAUUUGCAUCAGCUGCAAAGUCUUGCCAUGAAAAACAACGAUCUGACUUCUCUUCCGAGUGGCCUCUUUGACCACGUCUACCAGCUGCAGACCCUCGACCUAUCUGAGAACAGCCUAGCGGCCCUCCCAGAGGGCUUCUUCGACCACGCCUGCCAGUUACGGACACUCAAUUUUAACGCGAACAGGCUGACGAGCCUCCCAGUCGGCCUGUUGGACUGCACAGGACAACUGCAAAGCAUCAAGCUAAACCAAAACAGCCUCACUUCGCUCCCGACGGGGCUUUUCGCCGCUGCCAGCCAGCUACAAGUGGUCGAGCUUGCUGAGAAUGCGCUGACGGCGCUUCCAGCUGGCAUUUUUGAGCGCGCAAGUCAGCUGCAGACGCUUCAUUUGAACAAAAAUGGCCUCGCAGCUCUCCCCACCAGCGUUUUUCAGGAUGCGACCCAACUUCGGAAGCUGAACUUGGAAGAGAACGUAUUAACCACUCUCCCGGAUGGCGUUUUCAGCACCACGUUGCAUCUCCAGACUGUGACGUUGAACAACAACCACCUCACAUCAAUUCCUGCUGGCCUAUUUGCAAACACGGGUGAGCUGCAAUCCAUCAAGCUAGACAACAAUCGCCUGACCGUCCUUCCGGAUCGGACCUUUGGCAAGUCGAAUCUCCUGCAACGGCUUUCUUUAACUUACAAUCGCCUCACUAGGAUUGAGGCCAAUGGCUGGGAUAGCCUCAGCCAACUGCAGCAACUAGAUUUGGCAGAAAACUGCCUCUCGGCCCUUCCCAAGGGCAUCUUCAACUCGCUUAGUCAAUUGCAAUCUCUCGUGCUAGCCAACAAUGCGCUUGCGGGCCUCGCACCUGGGAUGUUUGACCACAUGCGCCAACUGCAGCGGCUGAACUUGAAUGGAAAUAGCCUCACUCUCCUGCCCAGCCAUGUAUUUGCUGGAACGCCCAACUUGCAAGAAUUGAGGAUGACCGCCAACCCCAUUGGAACGCUGCCAAAAGACUGGCUUACGGCCUUGACCAACCUCGUAUCCCUGGACAUUGCCAACUCUCGGCUCACCCAGCUGGACCUUGAUCUUUUGCAUAUGCCUGACCUGAAAGGUCUUCGCAUUGGCCGCGAUGAUUGCCCAACAAAUUACGCUGUGCAUCUGAACUUUGCGUCUGCUGCACGGCUCCAACAACUCGAUCUCACGGGCGCCACCGUAUCAGGCCUUGAUAAUUUGGCUCAGCACCAUCUGACGGAACUUGGACUUGAUUUGUCCCUGGAUACCCCGACGCUUGCUUUUGAAGUCACCUACCCAGAUCUAGUUGGACUGACAAUCUCGUGCUUCAAGCGCACAACGUCGUUACGGCUCGACUUGCCACCCGGGUCACAACUCUCAACGCUCCAGAUCAAUCGCAUGCCUAACCUCAGAUCCAUCUCCCUGGGUGCGGGUUUGCCUGCCUUGAGGUUGUUCAACGUGUCCUCCAAUCCGCAGCUGUCGGUGGUGACAUGGCCUCAGGCGAACCAACUCGAUGUUUCUCAAACCAACGUUUCGUGGUCGCCCCAUCUAUGCCAACGGGCUGGGACGCACUAUCUUGCGGCCUUGGCCAUGGUCCAGCCGUUUGAUUGGCCACAGGCGCUUCAACAUUGCCUCAAUGUUGGUACCAAGAUCAUUGACUUUUCGGAAAACCAUAUUCUUGACGUUGAAGCCAUUGCCGGCGUCUUCGCCUCACGAGUUUUCAUUGGCAAUUCUGACGCAAAGGGGUGCAUCUACUAUUUCUUGGCCGACGGCUCAACACCGGUAUGCGGCUACGAGGAUCUCCCCACUCUGCAAUUGCGCGGUGUGCCCUUGCAGUGCGGCCUGCAGCCCACCACGGACCUUGUGGUUCAAUGGGACGGAACAGAAGCGCAAACGUUUGGGGAGCAAAGCUUUCAGUGCGAAUGUUCGCCGGGCUAUGAAAUGACGGGCGAGCCUACGUCGCACCGUUGCACGCCAAAGCCUCCCCCAGUGUACCGGCGACCGUGGUUCGUCGCCCUCAUGGUGAUGCUUGGCUUUGGCUUAUUGGGCGGCGUGGUGGCGUUCAUACAGCGCUACCGGCGGCGAUUGCGGCUUACAAAAGAGUCACACGAAUAUGAGCGCGAGCUGUUGUCACAAGCUUACCUUGAGGAUGUGGCCGAACUGAAGGAAGCGUGGCGCAUCCUACGGUCUGAGAUCGCAUUGGAGGAGCGAAUUGACGGCGAUUCGCCGGGUGCCUUUGGCGAGGUGUGGCGGGCCCAAUGGCAGGGCUUUUCCGUGUGCGUCAAGGUGCUUAAAGCAUCGGCCACCCUGGACACGGCAGCAGUGGAAGAUUUUCAGAAGGAGCUCGAGCUCUUGCAAAGAACGCGGCACCCGCAACUAGUGCGAUUUUUUGGAGCUGGUGAAGGCGCUUUUGAUGGACAGGCGGGCGUCCCUUUUCUGGUGCUGGAGCUUGUGUCCUUGGGCUCGCUUCGUUCGGUCUUGCGGGGCUGUCAGCCACGUGAUCUGAAUCUGUCGCAGCGAUUGCUGAUUCUGCGUGACGUGGCGACAGGGUUGGCCUACUUGCACGAGCUUGGCCACGCUCACCGAGAUGUGAAGGCGGGCAAUGUGUUGAUAACCAAACAAUUUCGUGCCAAAGUGACAGAUUUUGGAUCGGUCAAGCUGCGUCAGCGUGCGUUGCUAUCGCGCACGCAACUCCAGAGGGGUCCUGUCGUGCUGGACGGAGAGGCAGCGAUGAUUGAAAUCGGAGACAGGCGGGAGCAGAGCUUUGCUGUUGGCACGCCGCUGUACAUGGCCCCAGAGGUGCUGACGACGGGCCGUAACGGCGGCUACCCGGCAGACGUGUUUGCUUUUGGCGUGGUGAUGUGGGAGACACUGACUGGACAAGCACCAGACCUGUGUCUGCAAGAAGGCAAACGGCGGGGGCCCUUGAUGACGGUCCUCUCCCAGCUGCUGGAAGCUGGCAAGCGACUGGACACUGACAGUGUGCUCACACGCUGUCCUGACGUCCCCAAGACGGUGGUGACACUGAUGCACGCGUGUUGGACCUUGGACCCCACGACCCGCCCUACGCUGAAGCUUGUUCUGAUGCAGCUGGAGCAAGCGUCAUAG